UGUGAUAGACAUUGUAAAACACAUCAUGGUUCAAUAAUUUAAUAGUGUUUUCUUAUUAUUUUUGGGUCAUAACUCAUAACUCGUAUAACUAGAUGUAAUUUAAGUUGUUUUAACUUAAACAUGAGUACGAUUUCAAAAAAAAAAAAAAAAAAAAGAUUAGGUGUUGUUAAGGUGGUUAAUGUUGGAUGCCAAAAAUCAAAUCUUCAUAAGGGCUGUCCCAAGCCAACACCGAUGAAACAAAAAGUGGUUUAAGACACGGUUUUGUGCACAAACAGAAACAGUUCUUCCUUUCCCAUGUUACAUAAAUAAAUAUUUAGGGGAGAGUGAGUUAAGAGAGAGAGAGAAAGAGGAGCUGCCACUAAGUAAACCAGACAAAAAUUAAGUAGGAGAGAGAUGGGGAAAUUUGCCUAGAAUGGUGGAUGGAUUAUUAGUAGUAGUAAGAAAGGUCAGAGAACUCAAAACCUCAUCCAUGAAUUUCAGAAAAGCCUCUCUCAAAACCCCACUUGGCCACAAAAACAUAAAACAAUAAAGAAAGAAAGCUAGAGAAGAGAGAGAGAAAGAGAGUGAACAACAAUGUCAGAAGUUGUAGUUUAAAACUCUCAUAUUUUUGUUAUUUUUAAUUUUUUUUCCCAUCUUAGAUCUCAUCUGACAACAAUCUGAAGAUCUUCUGCCGAAAAACUCCAAGCCCUUCUCUUAUCCUUUGCUCCCCUUUGAUCACUCUGAUCUUGGACCAACUCUGGCAUUCAAGAAAUGUGUAUGUGCUUUUACAGCUAAGUUUGUUUUCUGAAAGAUUGGCACACAUGGAAGGGCCAAACAUUUGCAACCCAGAUUCAAGUUCUUGCUUGAAAAUGAUUAAACCCUGUUGGAAACCGUCUGUUGAGGGUGAUGGACCUCGUCGUAGAGGAGGAGGAGGUGAUGGUUCUGGUCGUGUUGAUGGUCUGAUGUGGUAUAAGGAUCUGGGUCACCAUGCUUACGGAGUUUUUUCAAUGGCCGUGAUCCAAGCCAAUUCGACUUUGGAAGAUCAAAGCCAACUUGAAUCUGGGUCACUGAGUUCCACAAACUCUGGUCCUCAUGGGACCUUUGUUGGAGUAUAUGAUGGUCAUGGAGGUCCUGAGGCUUCAAGAUUUGUGAAUGAGAACCUCUUCUCCAACCUUAAAAGAGUUGUAGCUGAGCAUCAAGGCGUAACGGAACAUGUUAUCAAGAAGGCUUUCUUGGCCACAGAAGAGAGUUUUCUCUCUCUUGUUGAGAGACAGUGGCAUAGCAGACCGCAAAUUGCUUCUGCUGGAACAUGUUGCUUGGUGGGAAUAAUAUGCAAUGCAACGAUGUACAUUGCAAACGUUGGAGAUUCCCGGGCAGUUUUAGGGAAAGAAGAAAGGGCAACUCACGAAGUUAGAGCUGUUCAGUUAUCAUCAGAGCACAAUGCAAGUAUUCCAUCAGUGAGAGAGGAACUUCAAGCAAUGCACCCUUAUGAUCCACAGAUUGUGGUGUUAAAACAUAAAGUUUGGCGUGUUAAGGGCCUUAUACAGGUUUCAAGAUCUAUUGGUGAUGCUUAUCUAAAGAGAACAGAAUUCAACAGGGAGCCUCUACUACCAAAAUUCAGACUUCCGGAACCUUUCUUCAAGCCAAUCCUUAGUGCAGAACCAUCAAUAACAGUUCAAAAACUCACCCGCCAAGAUAAAUUUCUCAUCUUUGCUUCGGAUGGCCUAUGGGAGCAUCUUAGCAACCAGGAGGCAGUCGACAUCGUCCACAACCACCCACGUAAUGGAAUUGCCAGGAGGCUUGUUAAAUCUGCGCUUGAAGAAGCGGCUAAGAAGAGAGAGCUGAGAUACUCGGACCUGAAAAAAAUUGACCGGGGAGUGAGACGCCAUUUUCAUGAUGAUAUUACAGUUGUAGUUGUGUUUAUAGAUCCACAUUCGAUAAACGAGAACUUCCUACACAACUCCCCAGUUUCGAUAAGGGGAGGAAACCCUGUUACUCCCACUACAUGAAAAUUAUUAGAAUACUAGAAUGAAUAUGUUUGGAAAUGUCAAGCUUCUCAUAGGGGAUUGCAUCACUUGAAAUCAAGCUACUAAUGAAUUGAACUUAUGGUUCAAUUGGAAAGCUCCCCAUAUUUUCCCAUGAUUCCUCAUCUCUACUCUUGGUUGGAAAAAGCCUGGCCUUGGCCUUGGGGCUUUAGAUUAGUUGCACCCUCCUUCCCUUCCCCCAGUGUCUUUGUAGAUAAAAACUUUUACUUCUACACAUUGUUAAACUAAGAAAUGUGUCAUUUAUUUGGCGAUAGAUAAAAUCUUUUAUUAAUGUGAAACCUCAAAUGUGAAAUGUCUUGUUAAGGUUUGAAGAUUGUUUUCAUUUAUA
Molecule: messenger RNA, 2352 nt
Organism: Cannabis sativa
Lineage: Eukaryota; Viridiplantae; Streptophyta; Magnoliopsida; Rosales; Cannabaceae
Product: probable protein phosphatase 2C 38
Exons: 5
Coding region: 801-1988 (395 amino acids)
Biological process (GO): protein dephosphorylation
Molecular function (GO): cation binding; protein serine/threonine phosphatase activity
Source: RefSeq, a predicted model, not a curated record